Messenger RNA from Drosophila subobscura, 1686 nucleotides. RefSeq names its product dipeptidase 1. Gene Ontology annotation, molecular function: metallodipeptidase activity. Gene Ontology annotation, biological process: proteolysis. The coding region runs from base 147 to 1472 and encodes 441 amino acids. The transcript is spliced from 9 exons. Lineage: Eukaryota; Metazoa; Arthropoda; Insecta; Diptera; Drosophilidae. The record is from RefSeq and is a predicted model, not a curated record.
UGAAGAGAAAAAAAAAGAAACAAAACAAACAAAAAGAAUGUUAAAUAGUUUAAGCAGUUUUGCUGGCACUUGGUGGAACAUCAUCAAUGUGAGUGCUGCGACUGCUGGGCUCUACUGCUAGAGCGCCACGCUCCACGCGCGGGGCAAUGAAAUCACGGAAGCUGCCAAAGGGCUUCGUGCUUUGUGGCCUCAAUUGUCUGACCUUUGUGUACUUCCCGCUCGUCCUGCCCAUACUGAAAUGCUCGGCGAGUGCCGCGGCCGGCGCCAGCGCCAGCGGCAACGGCAACGGCAACGCGGGCGGCAAGGCCAGCGACGAUUUCGACUAUCGCAUGCAGCGCGUGCGAAAUGUCCUCAAGGAGGUGCCCCUCAUCGACGGCCACAACGAUCUGCCCUGGAACAUACGCAAGUUCCUGAAGAAUCAGCUAAAGGACUUCCACUUCGGCGGCGAUCUGCGGGAGCUCGCGCCCUGGUCCUCGAGCGCCUGGAGCCACACGGAUCUGCGGCGCCUCAAGGAGGGCAUGGUCUCGGCCCAGUUUUGGUCCGCCUACGCCCCGUGUUCCUCGCAGCAUCUGGAUGCGGUGCAGCUGACGCUGGAGCAAAUCGACUUGAUACGCCGCCUCGUGCAGCUCUAUCCGCAUCACAUGGCCCUGGUGACGACGGCCACGGGCAUCGAGCAGACGCAUCGCACGGGCAAGAUAGCCAGCCUGAUAGGCGUGGAGGGCGGCCAUGCCAUUGGCACCAGCCUCAGUGUUCUGCGCAUGUUCUAUCAGCUGGGCGCGCGCUACUUGACGCUCACACACACCUGCAACACACCUUGGGCGGACUGCUGCAAAGUUGACGAGCCUGGAAAGUAUCCACACAUUGGCGGACUGUCGCAGUUUGGCAAGCUCGUGGUCAAGGAGAUGAAUCGCCUGGGCAUGAUUGUUGAUCUGUCGCAUGUGUCGGUGCCCACAAUGCUGGACGCUUUGGCUGCCUCGCGGGCGCCGCUCAUCUUCUCGCACUCGUCGGCUCAUGCCAUCUGCAACAGUUCCCGCAAUGUGCCCGAUCAUGUGCUGCAGCGUAUUGCAAUAAAUGGCGGUCUGGUUAUGGUCGCCUUUUAUCCACAUUUCGUCAGCUGCUCGGGACAGGCAACACUGCACGAUGUUGUUGCGCAUAUCAACCACAUAAGGGAGGUGGCUGGCAUCGAUCAUGUGGGCAUUGGUGCCGGCUACGAUGGAGUCAACUUAGUACCCAAAGGACUGGAGGAUGUGUCCAAAUAUCCGCAUCUGUUUGCCGCCCUGCUCGAGUCUGAUAAAUGGUCAGAGGAGGAUAUUGCCAAGUUGGCUGGCAAGAAUCUCAUACGUGUAUUCAAGGAAGUCGAAGCGGUGCGUGAUCAAAUGGAACUGCUGCGUGUGCCACCCAUUGAUCAGUCAAUUCCAGCCGAAGACAUUAUGGGCCGAUCCUAUUGUCGCUAUCAAGGACCAAGAACGUGAUAAUUUCUUCAUAUGUAAAAGCUCACACACUCACACAUAUACAUAUAUGUAGAUACAUUUAAAUAUUAUCCUUUAAUUUAUUCAUCAACGAUUUGUUUGGGAUUUCGUGGGUGUUUUUUUGGGUGCGGGCGGGCGGGUAACUGAAAGUUGCAUUUGAACAAAUUUUUGCAGCUCAACUAAUAGAUUAGAUUCAACCUUUUUUUCGGGUUACCAA